Prunus armeniaca (apricot) is the source of this 228-nucleotide messenger RNA. Lineage: Eukaryota; Viridiplantae; Streptophyta; Magnoliopsida; Rosales; Rosaceae. The record is from the annotation of a GenBank genome assembly.
AUGAAUCAUCCAUAUCGGAGGCAGUGUGCAACUUUUAAUGGGAAAUCUGAAUAUGACACGCCUCCCGAGCCAUUAAACCGAGAAGAAGUGUUGCACAUGGUUGAAGAUAUUAAUUACAUAUGGAGCUCGAAAAAUGGGGGAAGUGUUGGUGAGAAUGAUGGUGACAGAGUUUGUUGGAAGAAGAAAUCAAAUUCUUUGGUCUCGAGUGUUGGAAAUAUCUUCAUGUGA